UUUUUUAUCCUAACCGCAACGGGAUUUAACCUAGAAGCAUCUAGUCUCACCUGAUUACCCAAAAGAGGAAGUACCAGUUGGAUCAUUUGGUCAUGGUGCGUAAUGAAUAAUUCUUUUUUUUUCAGAGAAUUUGGAGAAUAUCGAAUGAUAUCAUGGAUACGAGGAGUAUAAUAAAAGCAAGGGGGGAGUGCCUUGCUGUGAAUUACAGAGGAAGGAAAGCGGAAGGAAGGUCAUGGUGGCAUACACGUCAUUGGUGAACGGCUCACGCUUUUGUACUGCUCGUGUCUACAACACACCAAGCAUUAGCAAGCGGGCACCAAGGGACGGACUCUUUCUUCUCUCUUCUUCUUCCUCCGCAGUCCUCAAUAACAACACGUCGUCCUCUUUUCCACUUUCCUUUUGUUUUAUAAUUUUUUAAGGACAAGAAGAAGGCAAGGGGAAAUAGCGGUUGUUUGCUUUGCUUUGGUUUACCAGAUGGGCAACUGCUUAGAUUCUUCUUCUGCUAAAGUAGAUUCCACCCAGAGCUCACAUAAUCCUGGAGCCUCAAGAAUUUCCAGCAGAACCAGCCAUUCUUCAGUUCCAUCUAGUCUGACCAUCCCAUCAUACAGUGGAAGGAGCAGUGAAUGUCUUCCUACACCAAGGAGUGAAGGUGAAAUAUUGUCAUCGCCAAAUUUAAAAGCUUUCUCAUUCAAUGAGCUAAAAAAUGCUACCAGAAACUUCCGUCCCGACAGUCUUCUGGGUGAAGGUGGCUUUGGCUAUGUUUUCAAAGGAUGGAUUGAUGAACACACUCUUACUGCUGCAAAGCCUGGAUCGGGAAUGGUUGUUGCUGUCAAGAAGCUUAAACCUGAAGGUUUCCAAGGCCACAAGGAGUGGUUGACAGAAGUUAAUUAUCUCGGCCAACUUCAUCAUCCAAAUCUGGUUAAAUUGAUUGGAUACUGCUUGGAAGGUGAGAACCGGCUUCUGGUCUAUGAGUUCAUGCCUAAAGGGAGCUUAGAGAAUCAUCUGUUCAGAAGAGGACCACAGCCACUUUCAUGGGCGAUAAGAAUCAAAGUGGCCAUAGGUGCUGCCAGAGGACUCUCUUUUCUUCAUGAUGCAAAAUCACAAGUCAUAUACCGUGACUUCAAGGCAUCUAAUAUUCUACUAGAUGCGGAAUUUAAUGCAAAACUUUCUGAUUUUGGUUUGGCCAAGGCAGGCCCUACUGGUGAUAGGACUCAUGUGUCCACUCAAGUUAUGGGUACUCAUGGGUAUGCAGCACCUGAAUACGUUGCUACAGGUCAGGCCUCUUCUGUAAUGACCAGGUUUCUUUCUAUUGUCCAAGUGGGGGAAAGCUUGAUGGUUAGAGAAAAUGAUUGGUCAGUUGACAUUAAGUAAAAAUGCCAUGUCAGUAUCCCCGGAGAAGAAGCCCGGCUAUUACCUGAAAAGAUUCAAGCUUUAAAGGGACUGAGCUCUCUUUCUUUGUAUAUUUGCAUGUUUGAGUGGGGUCAAAUCUUUGAAACAGCAACUAUAUGCAAAAAAUGAUGAAUGACUCCCUUUGGUGGGACUAUAACUGAUUUACAGGCAUAUCAUUAGCAUCGGUUAUGAGAGCCCAUUACAGUAAAGCACUGCUUCAUUUAAACAUAGUUGUUGAAAAAGGCUGGAUUUCAUUAUCUAACAUGAGUGUAUCUAUGGUCAACAUCUUUAGUGUUCACUUGGAACUGAUCUUGUACAUGCAUGUUUUUAAAUAUUUCUUGCUCAGGGAAUUCCUAUGUCAUGUUUGUGUGUAACAAAACUUCCAUUUCUGGACAGGUCGGUUGACAGCCAAAAGUGAUGUAUACAGCUUCGGGGUUGUAUUGCUGGAAUUCCUGUCUGGGCGACGCGCUGUUGAUAAAUCUAAGGUGGGUGUGGAGCAGAAUCUGGUAGACUGGGUGAAACCGUAUCUGGGUGACAAAAGGAAAUUAUUCCGAAUUAUGGACACCAAAUUGGGGGGACAAUAUCCUCAGAAAGGAGCCUUCAUGGCUGCUAACCUGGCUUUACAGUGCCUAAGCACUGAAGCUAAAGUCAGGCCUCGAAUGUCAGAAGUAUUAGCAACACUGGAGCAAAUUGAAUCCCCAAAAGGUGCAGUUAAAAACAUCCAAUUAGACCAUCAAACAGUUCAGACUCCUGUCCGACAGUCCCCAAUGAGACACCAUCGCUCUCCUGUGAUUCCAACGGCCAGUGCCUCCCCGCUGCCAUCCCACCACCAAUCUCCACGAUUACGAUAAGCAGAUAGUUAUUUGUAAAAUUCUUUUUUUAUUUGCUCCUGUAUUUUGUUCUUGUAAAAUCGAAUGUGGGUGUGUGCACUUUUGGAUUAGAAACACAGAUACUAUCACUUGUUGUACCGAAAGAGGGUCGUAGAAGGUUUUACAGCCAGGCUUAAACCUGGCUACAUCUUGUUGUUGUAGCAUAGAUGUGCGUUUCUCACCACAGUAAUCCAUGUCCUAUUCAACUGUAAUUACUUAGUUAUUGGUUAUAUGAGCUCUUUGAUUGAUGCAA
This is a messenger RNA of Populus trichocarpa (black cottonwood), 2511 nucleotides long. Its product is annotated as probable serine/threonine-protein kinase PBL3. The coding region runs from base 475 to 1371 and encodes 298 amino acids. Gene Ontology annotation, molecular function: ATP binding; protein kinase activity. The record is from RefSeq and is a predicted model, not a curated record. Gene Ontology annotation, biological process: protein phosphorylation. The transcript has 7 exons. NCBI's taxonomy places the organism in Eukaryota, Viridiplantae, Streptophyta, Magnoliopsida, Malpighiales, Salicaceae.